UGGUCGCCAUACGUGGAGGCGAGAGGAGUCGAGGGUGAGAGGCGACAUUUGCAUCACUGAACACCACUUUCUGCUGCAGUGCGACGCGUGGGAGGCGCCUGGGGGAAGGGAAUGCAACCAUGGACUUCAGCUACCUAUUAGAACUAGCCAAGACCAAUGAUAAGGCCAACAAGGAGGAGGCCUCAGUCUCGAGGUUCUCCACCAAGCUGUCUCGGCCCAAGAAGGAGGCUCGGCCAGGUCCCAAGGUGGAGGCAGUCAAGGCUGUCAUUGACAAAAUAGUCACCGACAAGCAGAAGGAGAAUGAGGUGGCACGCAAAAAGAAGGAGAACCUGCUGAUGCUGCGAGCGCAAGACAGGAAGUCCAACAAGCGCAUCAAGGCCAUGAUCAACAUGAGCAAAGGAGCUUCCAAGUCUGUGCUGGAGGAUGCCAAGGACAUCACCACCGCCCAUGGGGAGGAGCAAUGUGAUGAGGAUGACUAUGGCUAUGAGUCCAACAUGAGUCAGCAGAUCUUCAGCAAACUGGCCAAUCGCUACGCCAACAUGCCUGAGGACGACAAGCUCAAAUUUGUGCGCAACAAGAAAGGAAACAUUGAUGACAUCAAGAGUCGCGUCAUCAACACGCUGAAGAAGGAGGAGGAGGAUGAGUCUGGUCCACGGCGGAGGAAGCGCAAGAGGCGAGGCAAUGAGGAGGAUGAUGAUUUCAUCAAUGAUGGGGAUGAGUACGAUGGCACACCACUGGCUACCCCACACUCCUCCAAAGAGUCCAAAGAUUCCAGGGGAAAAGUUGUCAACGUCAAUCUAACUAAUUACAAGAGUGACAAGUACAAUAACUUCAAAUACGGCAAUGACCAGGGCAGCAAGGACGACCCAGAGAAAGAACACAAGAAGAAAGCGCGGGAGAAGAGCAAAAGCAAGGCCGCCCCGCCACCCAUGAGCUUUGAGGAGCUGUUGCGUGUAGCACAAAAAAAGCACCAGGAGACUCCCAUUGUACCCCCUAAGGAGGAAAUGGUUCGGAGUAAGGACAAGGACAAGAAGAAAGACAAUGACCGGCCCCUCACUGCCAAGGAGAAGGAAGAGCAGGAGGAAGAGAGACGGAAACUGAGGCGCAUGGGUAAACUGCCGCCCGAAAAGAAGCCGUCGCCGCCAGACGCUGAGACCGACAAACAGAAGAAAGGCGAGAAGGGCAAAGGCAAGGGUGGUGAAGGAGGCGGAAACAGCAGUGGUGGUGGUGGUAGUGGAGCCUCAAAGCUAAAGAAGGCACUGGAGGCACCGCAGCCAGAGCCCAAGGCAACCGACCGCUCCAAAUAUUUUGCUGUGCCAUUUUCUCAGAAGCCUCGGGACACCCCAGCUGCCCCACCACCACCAAAACCCCGGCCUCCACAAAAUGCACGGCCCCAAGGCUCCUCACGGCCUGCACCUCCGUACAGAGAAGGCAAACCCCAGAAACCAGCGGCUCCUCCGACCAAGGACGUGCGGCCCAACAAACCCUUCAAGCCGCCGCCGCCUCCCAAGGGUCGAUCGGGACCACCUCCGGGGAUGCACAGGCGGCCACAGCGGCCCCCGAGCCCCCAGGGGAAGAUGCGCAUUGAGAGUGAUGACGAGGAAGAAGAUUAUGAUUCUGAGAUGGAUGAUUUUAUUGAUGAUGGUGAGGAUGAAAUGGACUUUUCCAGCGAGAUCAAGAGGAUGUUUGGAUACGAUCGCAACAAAUACAAGGACGAAGACGACGACGUGGACGACAUGGAGGCGUCUUUUUCCCAGAUGCAGAAGGAGGAGCGGAUCUCGGCCAAGAUCGGCCUGAAGGAGGACCUGGAGGACAUGAAGCGGGAGGAGGAGGAGAAGCGACUCAAGAUGCUGCGGCUCAAACAGGCAAAAAAGGCACGGAGAUGAGGGGAUGCCAUUUCCACCAGUGUGUUUGUGUGUGUGUGUGUGUGUGUGUGUGUGUGUAUGUGUGUAUAGUGACAUAGUUGUAGUGAACAGUCCUUGAGCAAUGCUCAUAGUGCUCUGUUGUUUGUCUCUAUCUAUCCUGCCUUUCUUUACAUUGUGAGCACCCAUUGGUGCAAUUCAUUCUUUCAUUCCAUUCAAAAUGUCAGUGCAUCUGUGUUGAAAUCCAUAUAUAUUUCUUGUCAUCACUCGUCACCCAUGCAUCUAGUCUUAAUAUUCUUCUUAUGUAAAUGUGGAGAGAGAGAGAGAGAGAGAGAGAGAGAGAGAGAGAGAGAGAGACAUUUGGCUGUGCACACGUGCAUGUGUUUGUACAUUAUUUUAUGUGAAUUAAGUGCCUGCAUGACCAUAAAAGCAUCACCUUUGUCUUAAUCUUAAGUGAGGAUGUUGGAGGCUCUGAAUUUCCUGCUUAAAUUCACUGUGUUUCUCCUUGUCAUGUGAUACCUGCUUGUCUGACACUGAGCUGCUGAGUUGCUCGUCAGGCUCAGGUGGUGAUGCUGGAGACAUGCUGGGUUGAUGGAUUGAGGUUGCCUGUGAAUGGUGUAGAGAUACUUUUAUCCUGGACAGUAGAAAUGUUGUCAGCUUUUCCUUCAUUGAUUUGCUAGUUUUCUUUUUACAGAUUAGGAUGUGAAUUGAUGUUCAGUCUCCAAGACAAACUGGGAGUCAGCAUUCAGGGACAUGUGCCAAUAUCAAUAAUUAAGAAAAUACCA
This is a messenger RNA of Portunus trituberculatus (swimming crab), 2647 nucleotides long. Its product is annotated as protein SPT2 homolog. The record is from RefSeq and is a predicted model, not a curated record. Gene Ontology annotation, cellular component: nucleolus. Gene Ontology annotation, biological process: nucleosome assembly; regulation of DNA-templated transcription. Gene Ontology annotation, molecular function: DNA binding; histone binding. NCBI's taxonomy places the organism in Eukaryota, Metazoa, Arthropoda, Malacostraca, Decapoda, Portunidae.